CUGAUCACCAAUUGCUCAGGUCCAAAGAUUGCCUGCGUAUCCUGAGAAUAGGCUCCUUAAAAAUGCCCGAUUAGAUGGUGGAGAUACGAGGUUUGAGCUACCGGUUGUAGAAGAAGGUUGAACUUGGUAGGUAGGUUUCUGGAAGGAGAGAUGGUGGAAGGGUUCCCAGCCAGGAUCUAGCGCACAGUCCUCCCUACCAGCUGGCUCCAACUGCUAAAUCCCGACAUUGCCCCGGGAUGAAAAGGCAAUGACAUUCCCCAGAAACGUCCAGCUGCCCCAGAGACUCACAAGUCGCUGAAAUGGCGGCCGAACAGCGGUGUGAGUGGACUGCAGCCAACGGGUUGACGUUGCAUCCCGCGCGAGACCGUUGAGGCUGAUUAUCCCGCUUUUCCCUCCAAGCCCAAUCAAUACAAGUAUCCCCAUGUACUGUACCUCGACAGUUUUCUUACUCCAACCCAUUCAUUCCGGAGCUGCUUGCCAGGCCAGACACCAUGGCCAGCGCACAAGAGGCACCAUCGUCGACCCCAUACACAAUAUGGAACGACCGUGACCGCUACCUGCUGGUCUGCCUCCUCGGCUACCUCGCCCUGGCCUCAUCCCUAACCGCCAACAUCUACUUCCCGCUUCUCGACCUCCUCGCCGAGCAAGACGGCGUCUCGAUCCAGGCCAUCAAUCUCACCAUCACUCUGUUCAUGGUCUUCCAGGGCAUCGCGCCGUCUUUCUGGUCGCCCCUCUCCGACGCCUGGGGCCGCCGACCCGUGUACCUGGCCACCUUCACGGUCUACACGCUCGCAUCACUGGGGCUGUCCAUCGCGGAGCGCAACUACGCGGCGCUGCUCGUGCUGCGCGCCGUGCAGAGCGUCGGCGGCAGCACGGUGCUGUCGCUCGCGUACGCCGUCGUCUCCGACGUGUCGGUGCACGCGGACCGGGGCCGCUUCCUGGCCCCGAUGCUGACUGCCACCAACGUGGGGCCCUGCAUCGGGCCCAUCAUAGGCGGCGGCGCCGUCUUGGCCACCGGGGACCCCCGCUGGUGCUUCCGCGCGCUUCUCAUUUUUGGGGGGUCCGCGAUUCUGCUGAUCGGGUGGACCAUGCCCGAGACGAACAGGAACGUGGUGGGUAACGGCAGCGUGCCCGCCAAGAGCAUAUGGAGGACGUGGUGGAGCCUCCUCCGCAGCAGCUGGAGGAGGAGGAGACCCUCACAGACACUGGCAGGGGAGGGGCAUAGAACGAUCAGCGCUGACGAGGGGUCACUCGAGAAAGGAGCACUCGCAGGGCCUCUCCCUGGGCAGGACCCCGCCCCCACAGAAGGGGGCGGCCCACGGGGCACGCAACAGCCCACUGGCCGCGGCAAGAUGAUCCUGCCGAACCCUUUCAAGUCAGUCCGCCUCCUCUUCUACCCCGACAUCUUCCUGGCCCUAUGGCUGGCCGCCUCCCCCUACGCGCUGUGGUUCUGCGUACAGACGUCCAUCACGCCCAUAUUCGCCGACCUGUACGGCUUCAACCCGCUGCAGGUCGGCGCGUGCUUCCUAGCCGGCGGCGCGGGCAUCAUUGCCGGCGGCUUCGUAGCCGGCCGCCUGAUGGACUGGAACUACCGCGCCGUCGCUGCAUCGGCGGGCCUGACCAUCGACCUCGUGCGCGGCGACGACAUGGCCGACUUCCCGAUCGAGCGGGCGCGCUCACGCGGCUCCGUCCGCACCCUCGUCGUCUCCGUCGGCGCCGUCGUCGGCUACGGCUGGGCCGUCGAGCGGCGCGCCCACCCGGCCGUGCCGCUGCUCCUGCAGGCCUACCUCGGCUGCAAGUGCACGACGCUGCACCAGACCUUCAGCGUCCUGGUCGUCGACAACUUCGCCGACGCGCCGGGCGCCGCCGCCGCCGCCAACAACAUCACGCGAUGUGCCCUGGCGGCAGCCGCCGUCGCCGUCCUCGACCCCCUGGGCCGAGCCGUCGGCCGCGCCUGGGUCUUCACCCUGCUGGGUCUCGUCGACGCCGGCGGGUGCGUCGCCGCCGUGCUGGUGCUCCGGCGGUGGGGCCCCGAGUGGAGAGGAAAGAGGGCUCUGGAGAAGGCGGGGGGUGCCAUAGUCUAGACUCGAGUCGGGUAGGGAAAAGCCGGAGGGUCGUGGUCCCCCAGCCCUUGAUGAGGCCUUUGAUGAUCUACUGGCACGUAAGCCCGCAGCCUCAAAUAGAGAGGCUCAGGUCAUCCAUCUUCAUUGGCCCGGAUGUGAUAUCGCGCAGUACCUCAAGAAGCGGCAAAGUCGGAGUGGGUGGGCGGGCCACCGCCUCCUCUGAGAUGCACACGGACCUGUUACCCAGCGACCGCCGUCAUGGCCCAGCGGUAUCUGUCCGCCUACAACGGCCACGCCCUUGCAGAAUGUUAUACCCAAAUACGAGAUUGGACAUAUCAUUCAGAGGCCAGCUUAAUUAAAGUCAUGGGUUUAGACUACAUAAAUAGAGACCGGGCUCGUCCGACCGGACAUCUCAAGCCUUUGCCAAUGUACUCUUACG
Molecule: messenger RNA, 2502 nt
Organism: Phialemonium atrogriseum
Lineage: Eukaryota; Fungi; Ascomycota; Sordariomycetes; Cephalothecales; Cephalothecaceae
Product: major facilitator superfamily domain-containing protein
Exons: 1
Coding region: 492-2084 (530 amino acids)
Biological process (GO): transmembrane transport
Cellular component (GO): plasma membrane
Molecular function (GO): transmembrane transporter activity
Source: RefSeq, a predicted model, not a curated record